Messenger RNA from Eleginops maclovinus (Patagonian blennie), 661 nucleotides. It is a transcript of the gene lgals2b, whose product is annotated as lectin, galactoside-binding, soluble, 2b. The transcript is spliced from 4 exons. Gene Ontology annotation, molecular function: carbohydrate binding; laminin binding; galactoside binding. The record is from RefSeq and is a predicted model, not a curated record. The coding region runs from base 48 to 443 and encodes 131 amino acids. Lineage: Eukaryota; Metazoa; Chordata; Actinopteri; Perciformes; Eleginopidae.
CCGGCAGAGCUCUGUCACUGAGGGACAGCCACCUGAAGACAGCCAAGAUGAAAGUCACCAACAUGACAUUCAAGGAGGGGAAUGAGUUCAAGAUCCGCGUCAAGCCCAACAACGACUGCAGUUCCUUCGCCAUCAACAUCGGCCACGACUCUGAGAACGUUGCGAUGCACUUCAACCCCCGAUUCGAUUACAACGGGGAAGAAAACACCAUCAUCUUCAACACCAUGUCCGGGGGGUGCUGGGGGGACGAGAUGCGAGAGGGAAACUUCCCCUUUGUGCGUGGGGAGGAAUGCAAGUUUCACAUCAACUUCAGCAUGGAGCAGUUCUACAUCAAGCUUCCUGACGGCUCCAUGCUGAACUUCCCCAACCGCCUGGGAGACGUAAAGUACCAACACUUCGAUGUCAGCGGCGACGCCAGGAUCGUCGGCAUCAAGAUCAAGUAGAAGUCUUGAUCUGUCCACCUUUUUUGUGUGUUGCUUUUGAAGAGUUUCAAGAGUUUGAAGAGCUUCAGCUUUAACAGUCUGUUUUACACUAGAUAUGUGGUAUGUAAUAAGAGGAAAUGGCCAUCGGAGGGAGCCACAGCACAGCGUAGCUCAGUGUGUCUGCUCCGACAUCCCAUCAGUCACUGGGUUCGUUAAUAAAUGCUGUGGGGGAAAAAAAA